Molecule: messenger RNA, 2736 nt
Organism: Aplysia californica (California sea hare)
Lineage: Eukaryota; Metazoa; Mollusca; Gastropoda; Aplysiida; Aplysiidae
Product: mpv17-like protein 2
Exons: 3
Coding region: 182-817 (211 amino acids)
Biological process (GO): mitochondrial ribosome assembly
Cellular component (GO): cytoplasm; membrane
Source: RefSeq, a predicted model, not a curated record
GUGAAGGUUGCAUGUUACAAAACCGGCUCAUGAUGGUCGGCCUUGCUUGCCUUCCAGAAUCGAAUUGUGUAAUCUAGAUCUACUUUGGAACCGAAAAUGAUUCUCAAAAAGAUGAUGAAAGGGAAAUAAAGGAGCAGUAAUUGUACAACUUCAGCACCUCCCAAUUUAAAAAAACUGAAAAAUGAAUCCUGCUCGAAAGGUGUGGACUUUUCGACACAUGUUUGCCUCGGCCCAACAAGUUGGAACGGUUUUGUUUUCUCGGCGGUACUUACUGUACACAAACACUGGCAUAAGUGUGAGUCUCUCAGUUUCAGGGGACAUCUUGCAGCAAAGAUAUCAACUAAUGAAGCAUAACUCAGAUAAGUCGUCUCUCAAUGUGAAACGAACAGGACAGAUGGCUGUGUGUGGCUUUUUAGCAGGACCCGUGGCCCACUACUGGUACAUAUUGCUGGAUAGGUGGCUGCCGGGCCGUUGUGCAAGAACCAUUGUGAAGAAGGUUAUACUCGACCAGUUGGUGUGUUCUCCCAUUUUUAUCGGACUUUACCUCGUGAGCAUCGGCAUCCUGGAUGACAAAAAGUGGGAGUUGCUGAAGGAAGAGUUUGCCACCAAAGGAGUCUGGCUGUUUCUUGGAGACUGCCUUAUAUGGAUUCCCGCACAGAUAUGCAAUUUUGCUAUAUUGCCGACUCGGUUUAGGGUUCUGUUUGAUAACAUGGUGUCUUUAUUUGCAGAUGUGUUCUAUUCCUAUGUGAUAUUUGACCAUGAAUGUGAUAAUAUGAAACCUCUAUCUAAGGAUACAUUAAGAGUUGAAAGAAUGUAGUGAAUGUAUGUGUCUUUCAUUUAGGUGGAUAAAAUAAUUGUGUACCAUGUAGGUCAUGUAUGGCGUGUUUGCUUAAACGUGAAGGAUUGAGAAAGCAAAAUGGCUUGUAGUUUCUAAAGAUGAGGUGAAGUGCACAAUACAACCACAGGGGUACAAAAUGACCCAAGGGCGUACGGAUAGGGUUAAGGGAAUUUACAGUGCGUGGAAUAAAGAGGGGACGGGGGUGAUUUGAAAUCCUUUUGUGGUGACAGAAAUUUACGUGUUAAACAGGGUCUUCUUAUUUCACAGUAUCCAGUUCAAUUAAUAAUCUUUGUGCUUUUCUGCAGUUGAAGUAUGAGUUCUUGAAAUAAUGUCUUGAAUUUCUGUGAAACACAGUAUCAUAUAUUUAUAAUAUAAUAAUUCUAGGUGAAGGUUAGCAUAUCUUUCAAGUACAUAUUCUGAAGAGAAAAGUAUGUAAGGCAUUUUAAUGUGCGUGCUGUGUUAAAUUUUUACUUUUAAGUAAGUCGUUUUUAUGAAAGUUUUUUUCUGGUUUGUUUUCUAAUCUAUUAAAGUAGACUUUUUAGUGUACGUGUAUUGCCCUUUUGUCUUUUAUUUUGGGUUUUUUUCAGCUCUGUCACUCUUCGCAAAUAUGUAUGGAGAUGUUCACACAAGUAAAAUGAAUCACAUGUAUAUAUAUUAAUUAUUAUGUCGUGCAUCUCUCCAACUGUGAUAAUUUCUGAGAGCAUUCAACUAAACAAAGGCACAGUUCACAGGUGAAGGGUGUAGUAUGGUAAGCAUAUAUAUAUGUCUCUCGUGUCUGCCAACAACAUAAACAAAAAACGCAUAACUGCCAACCAGUACAUAUUAUAUUUAUUAGGUCUUUGAUGAUUUGAGUAUGGAAGUCCAUUUUCCUUUGGGAAAAUACAUAUUCUCUGUUUUCUAAUGUUUCUUCCCCACGUGGACCUUGCUGAAGACAAAUAAUGAACUUUUCAAGCCCGAAUUUGUGAUCUACAAUGUGAAUGAAGCUCUCAAGAUGAUAUGUCAAGUGGAGAGAUCUUUUGCUGCAGGUUUACUCUACAUUGAAUGGCUGGGAUUUAUUGAAUUCCGAAAAGUGUAUAAAGGGUUUGGAGAGGAUUUUUUUGGCCAGUGCUCACCAUCUUGGCCCACCGUGUAGAUUGUCUGGGGGGGUUUUUGGCAGCUUUCAAAAUGUUUGUUAAAUAGAUAAAGUGAAUGUUUUUGUAUCAAUAUUAAUCAAACACUGGUGCUAAUGUGUACAUAUAUUAUGAUGUUAAAUAUGCCUCUCUCCUCCCCCCUACCCCUUUAAUGCUGAAAGCUGCCUUCACAAGACAUUUUUCUUAGCAAAAUGAACAAAGGAAUGUGAAAUCAGCUUUUGAACGGUAUACAUGUAUUGCAGAGUUGAAAUUCCAAAGUUAAAACUAGUGAGUUUUUUUACUCUGGUCAUUUGCCUAACUAGAAGCACAUUCUGAUUAACUUGAUAUAAACUUCAUAAUUUAGGAACCCCGAAAUUGCAAGUGUUUUGAUUUUGUCAGUCCAAAGGCACUUACGGUGGAAAAGAAGAUGGACCCAUGUUUCAGUUCAUCUAUCUGUUUACUAUUGUGUGAGUGGGUGGUUGGCGGGUGCUCUGAUGUGGUUUGCUUCUUCUUUCCUAUCAAACAUCUAUCGUCCUUAUCUCCCCUUCUUCUAUCUUUAAAUAAAAGUCCAGAUGUUUGUGAUUGAAGGAGAUGAGGGUCGCCUGGUGUCAAAGGUAAAAUAAAUUCGAGAAAAUGGCUGCCACAGUUUGGAGACUUCCAAAGCUGUAGUGUAGUGGCCUUGGAAACUGCAAAUUUACACUUUUUGUGACUUUAUAAAUGCUUUUCAGUAAAAUCCUCACAGGAAUGUGUUUUUAAAUAGACAUGAAGUGGUUGGAGCUUAAAACCAAA